Molecule: messenger RNA, 1506 nt
Organism: Pyricularia grisea
Lineage: Eukaryota; Fungi; Ascomycota; Sordariomycetes; Magnaporthales; Pyriculariaceae
Exons: 4
Coding region: 1-1506 (501 amino acids)
Molecular function (GO): heme binding; oxidoreductase activity, acting on paired donors, with incorporation or reduction of molecular oxygen; monooxygenase activity
Source: RefSeq, a predicted model, not a curated record
AUGGAUUAUUCACUAAAAAGCCUCAGCCACGCCCAGGCCCUUGGUCUAGCGGUAGCCCUCUGUCUGCUUGGCUACAUUGUCACAACCGAGCUCAGAUAUCGACACCUCUCGGGAUUUCCCGGCCCCAUUCUCGCGAGAUACACAAAUGCCUACCGUGCAUAUCUGGCCUGGAGAUACUCCAAUCGCCCUGGCGGCAUCUCUUACCACGAAUACCUUCACAAUAAGUACGGCACCACCGUGCGCAUGGGCCCCAACAUAGUCUACACUGACGAUCCCGGCGCAAUUCCGCUCGUGUUGGGCUUCAAAGACCGACUGAUGAAGACGGACCAUGUGAAUGCGCUGCAGGUGCCCGGUCAGCCAGCAAACAUUGGUGGCAUUCGAGACGAAAAAGAACACAACCGGUCUCGAAGUGCAAUCGAGGUGGUCUAUUCUCUGUCCAGCCUCAAGGGAUAUGAGCCACUGGUGGACGAGACGAUUGUGGAGUUGACGAGGGUGUUUGAAGGCAAGGCUCGAGCAGGAGAGGUCGUAAACAUUUCUGAAUGGUGCCACUACUAUGCCUACGACUCCAUCACAAAUGUCACAUACGGAGAGCCGACCGGGUUCAUCCGCAACGGGAGGGACAUGUACGACCUGAUUUCUAGCCAGCUUAAGCACAUAUCAUAUGUCCGGGUGGCAACCCAGUGGCCUUUUCUGGACUAUGUCCUACGCACGAACCCCAUAGCGUUGGCCCUGAACAAGCAGAAGGCGAGCAGAGCAAGCGCCUUUUUCCAAUAUUCUGCCGAGCGUGUCAAUGCCGAGAUGGUCAAAGAGAAAGGAGCGAGCGCAGCCCCAAAGACAAUGUUGCAUCAUCUCCUAGACGCCAGAGACAAGCACCCAGACGUCCUGGACAAUGCCAGGGUCCAGAUGUUCUGCACAGUCAACCUUCUGGCCGGCACGCUCAGCCCGUCCUUCACUGUCGACUUCAUCAUGAGAUGGCUGGCGCAGCACCCGGAGAGACAGGAGCGCCUGUAUCGCGAGGUCAAGGAGCACUGUACCACCUACCCGGUUCCCCUGGAUGACACCUUCAAGAUGCCAUACCUGCAAGGUCUCGUCCGCGAGGGGUAUCGGCUCAGCUACGCCAGCGAUAUCGGCAUGGAGAGGGUGGCCGGACCAAAGGGCAUCCCACUGCGCGAUGGGCGGAUGCUCCCGCCCGGCUACGGCAUCGGGCUGAGCCACCCGGCCAUCCAGAAAGACGAGACUGUUUUUGGUGACCAGCCGCAAGUUUGCCGACCCGAUCGUUGGAUGCAAGGCCCCAACGAGUCUGCUGCGGAAUACAAGGCGCGCAAGGGAUACAUGGACAGGACGGACUUGACCUUUAGCAAGGGGAGCCGAAAUUGCAUCGGAAAGGGUUACACCCAGAUGGAGGUGGCCAAAGUGGUGGCCUCUAUUGUGGCUAAGUUUCAGCUCCGCCUUGUCGGCGAAGCACACAUUCGCAACGUUCGUGUUCGUCUCGUGAUCCGAGAAUAG